Messenger RNA from Pyricularia pennisetigena, 546 nucleotides. RefSeq lists its product as uncharacterized. Lineage: Eukaryota; Fungi; Ascomycota; Sordariomycetes; Magnaporthales; Pyriculariaceae. The transcript has 4 exons. Gene Ontology annotation, biological process: vesicle-mediated transport; intracellular protein transport. The record is from RefSeq and is a predicted model, not a curated record. Gene Ontology annotation, molecular function: GTPase activity; GTP binding. The coding region runs from base 1 to 546 and encodes 181 amino acids. Gene Ontology annotation, cellular component: Golgi apparatus; cytoplasm.
AUGGGACAGAGUGUUUCAUGGCUUUCAGGCCUCAUUUGGGCGAAGAAGGAGAUCAGGAUUCUGAUUCUCGGCCUGGACAAUGCUGGCAAGACAACAUUGCUGUAUAGGUUGAAGAUAGGGGAUGUCGUUACGACGAUACCGACGAUAGGCUUCAACGUGGAGUCAGUCACAUACAAAAACCUCAAUUUCAACGUAUGGGACUUGGGUGGUCAGACAUCGAUCCGUCCCUACUGGCGGUGCUAUUAUGCCAACACAGCAGCGGUCAUCUUUGUGGUCGACUCGACGGAUAUCGACCGUUUACAAACCGCAGCCGAUGAGCUAGCCGCUAUGCUGAACGAGGACGAGCUGAAGGAUGCAGCAUUGUUGGUGUUUGCAAACAAGCAGGACCAGCCUGGAGCAAAGGGAGCCGGUGACAUAUCACAGGCGCUGAGGCUUGGCGAGCUUCGGGACAGGAACUGGAGCAUCAUGGCAUGCUCUGCUGUCGAUGGAAGUGGUGUAAAUGAAGGCAUGGAUUGGCUUGUGCAAACGGUCUCGCAAGAGUCAUAA